Molecule: messenger RNA, 348 nt
Organism: Dibothriocephalus latus
Lineage: Eukaryota; Metazoa; Platyhelminthes; Cestoda; Diphyllobothriidea; Diphyllobothriidae
Source: the annotation of a GenBank genome assembly
AUGGUUGUGGAGAACUGCCCCUUUCUUGCCGACCUAAUUGUACGCUUUCCGGACUCUACACGUGAGGUCCUCGCGCCACAGAGGUCACAACACAAUGAACUCAUUACCUGGGCCUUUGAGUUUGCGCGUCAGUCUAAAUUUCCCUCGGAAAUCGAUUUGAAGUUGCUCACACUUGCAGAACAGGAACUCAAUCUCAUUCCUCGACCGAAAAACUAUCGCAAUCCCUUUUCGGAUGCCACGAAACACCAACAACUUGCCGAGUUACGUGAGUUGGAGAGGCGUCAGGAAAAACAGGAAUUGCGCAAGAAACUGCGGAGACCGAGACUAACACCGCGGGAAGACCUAUAA